Pararge aegeria (speckled wood butterfly) is the source of this 1860-nucleotide messenger RNA. Its product is annotated as WD repeat-containing protein 46. The transcript is spliced from 11 exons. The record is from RefSeq and is a predicted model, not a curated record. Gene Ontology annotation, molecular function: protein binding. Lineage: Eukaryota; Metazoa; Arthropoda; Insecta; Lepidoptera; Nymphalidae. Gene Ontology annotation, biological process: maturation of SSU-rRNA from tricistronic rRNA transcript (SSU-rRNA, 5.8S rRNA, LSU-rRNA). Bases 120 to 1838 code for a protein of 572 amino acids. Gene Ontology annotation, cellular component: 90S preribosome; nucleolus; small-subunit processome.
AACUCAAUUUGUCAAUGUCACGUGUGUGGUGUUUGCUGUUUGUGUUCACAUGUGGAUUUUUAAUAAAAACAAUUGAUAUUUAAUAAUAAAUAAACCCUAAAAGAUUCCCUAUUAUCAUAAUGAAAGAAAAGAAGACGGUGCGAUAUUUUGAUAUUGAGUCUAAUAAUAAAGACGAAAACAAUAAGGAUCAAAAUGUGAAGGUGUUUAAAAUUAAAUCGACAUCAAAGAUUCUAAAAGCUCAAAGAUACAAGCAAAACAAAAAUAUACACACAAAAAAGAAGCAUUCAAAAAAUUCACAACAAUUUCCUGGCAAAGCUCCUAUAAACCCUGAGAAGUUAGAAGAGCAUAAAAGAGGUGAAGGACUUGGUAAAGGUGUGCGACACCCAUUGCAUGCAUUGAAAUUAAAGAAGAGGGAACAUAAGUUUAAGUAUGCAGAGGAACAGGCUACAAGGGCUGAUAUUCUGUUAACUGAGGACCAAGGUUUUCUAGAAGUAGAGGAAGACAAUCGCACCACUGGCAUCACGCAAAAAGUUAUUGCAGAUAAUGUAGACAUUACAGCGGCCACUAAGAUAUUUGAAUUGAACCUCGCCUUUGGUCCAUAUCAAGCAAAAUAUUCUUGCAAUGGCAGACAUCUGUUAUUGGGCAGUAAAAAGGGACAUCUAGCAGCAUUUGAUUGGGUGACUAAGAAAUUACAUUUUGAAAUUAAUGUUAUGGAAUCCAUACAUGAUAUGAGUUGGCUACACGUUGAAACUAUGGUCGCCGCCGCUCAAAAGGAAUGGUUAUACAUUUAUGACAACACUGGAAUUGAACUACAUUGCAUAAAGAAAAUGGACAAGAUACUGAGGAUGGAGUUUUUGCCAUACCACUUUUUACUAGCUGCUGUUAACGAAUUUGGAUUUAUGUCAUGGUUGGAUAUAUCUAUAGGGGAAAUUGUUGGACACUAUAACAACCACAUGGGACGGACAUCGGUUAUGACACAAAACCCGUACAACGCCACUCUAUGUUUGGGAAAUUCAAAGGGAGUGGUGUCUCUUUGGUCACCGACCGUGAAGAAACCCUUGGCAAAGAUAUUGUGCCAUAAAACGCCAUUGACCGCGAUUGCUGUAGAUAGCCGGGGCAUGUACAUGGCCACGUCGGGUGUCGAUAGGAGCCUAAAAAUAUGGGAUAUCAGAAAUCUGGACGGACCGUUACAACAUUAUAAACUACGCAGUGCUCCUUUAAAUCUAGAAUUUUCUCAGAAAGAUAUGUUGGCGGUAGGUCUCGGAGAAACUGUGGAAAUAUACAGUAAUUGCUGUACACAAACAGUUGAAGGACCAUAUUUGAGGCACAGAAUGGCAAAAACUAUUAACAAUUUCAAGUUCUGUCCGUACGAGGAUGUUUUAGGAAUAGGUACUAGCAAUGGAUUCACGAGCAUCAUUGUACCAGGCAGUGGUGAACCAAACUUCGAUGCUCUCGAGAGCAAUCCCUUCCAAACAAAAACACAAAGGAAAGAAGCGGAGGUUAAGGCGUUACUUGAGAAAAUACCUGCAGAACUUAUCACACUUAACCCGUCGGAUGUUAUGGAAGUAGAUGUACCGUCUAUGAAAGACAAAAUUGAAGCUAGGAAGAAUCUUCUGUAUUUGAAACCUAAAAAGGUCGAUUUAACGCCGAGACAUAAGAAGAAAGGUAAAACUAACAUCGCAAGAAAGAAAAUAAUAAAGGAAACUGUGAGAAAGGAAUAUAUAAACCAAUCAAUGGAAGCAAAGAAGAUCCUAGCUGAGCCAGAAAAACAGUAUGUGCCAAAACAGUCAUUCGGUGUUUUAGAUAGAUUUGUUCCCAAGCCCAAACCUAAGAAAUAAAAUGCGUAUUUUUAAUUAAAAA